AUGUUCUCCACUCUGAAACCGAAAGCCGCGAGCGUUGGUUCCUGCCAGUUUAUCGUUGGGUGCUUACACACACAAACACAAAUAAGCAAAACCUUUUGGCACUCACCCAUUCACCAAACCCUUCACUCUCUCCUCGACCAAUGUUGCUCCAUGAAACAACUCAAGCGUGUCCACGCCCAGAUCAUCCUGCAUGGACUUGCUGGUCAUGUGCUCACACUAGGCAAGCUAGUCUCUUUCUGCGCCACUCCUCAAGUGGGAGAUCUUCGUUACGCACAGCUCCUGUUUGAUCAAAUUCCCCAACCAAAUAAAUUCAUGUACAAUCAUUUAAUUAGGGGUUAUUCAAAUAGCCAUGACCCAAUAAAGUCUUUGUUGCUUUACCGCCAAAUGAUGAGUGCUGGCCUUAUACCAAACCAGUUCACCAUCCCCUUUGUUGUCAAAGCUUGUGCUUUCAAUCCCUCCUUUUGGGAAGCUGUUGUCGUUCAUGCUCAGGCCAUUAAGCUCGGAAUGGGUUCUCAUGUUUGUGUUCAAAAUGCAUUCUUGAGUGCCUAUGUUGCUUGUCGUUUGAUGCCAAGUGCACGACAAGUGUUUGAUGAUAUUUCUGACAGGACGCUUGUCUCCUGGAAUUCCAUGAUUGCUGGAUAUUCUAAAAUGGGCUGUUGCAAAGAAGCCAUUUUGUUGUUUCGAGAAAUGCGACACCUGGGAUUGGAUCCUGAUGUGUUCACCUUGGUUAGCUUGCUUUCUGUUUCCUCAAAGCUUGGUGAUUUGGAUUUGGGGAGAUUUGUGCAUUUUUAUAUCGUUGUUACCGGAAUUGAAAUUGAUUCAAUCGUGACAAAUGCCCUCAUAGAUAUGUAUGCCAAGUGCGGGCAUUUGCAAAAUGCUACAAGGGUUUUUGAUCGGAUGCAUGAUAAAGAUGUAGUUUCAUGGACUUGUAUGGUUAAUGCUUAUGCAAAUCAUGGGCUUAUUGAUUAUGCUCUGAAAAUUUUCAAUCAGAUGCCGGUGAAGAAUGUGGUUUCGUGGAAUUCAAUUAUUUGGUGUCAUGUUCAAGAAGGACAGUACACGGAAGCUGUGGAACUUUUCUGCAGGAUGAUUGUUUCAGGUGUGAUGCCUGACGAUGCUACUCUUGUUAGCAUUCUUUCAUCCUGCAGUCACAUGGGUGAUCUGGCAUUGGGAAAACAAGCUCACAAUUACGUUUGUGAUAAUAAUAUUACAGUGAGUGUGACGCUUUGUAACUCUCUAAUAGACAUGUAUGCAAAAUGCGGGGCUCUUCAGACUGCCAUGGACAUCUUCUUUGGGAUGCCCGAGAAGAAUGUGGUGUCAUGGAACGUUAUUAUUGGGGCACUUGCUCUUCAUGGUUUUGGAGAAGAAGCUGUUGAGAUGUUCGAGAAGAUGCAAGCAAGUGGGCUCAGUCCUGAUGAGAUUACCUUCACAGGGUUACUUUCUGCUUGUAGCCACAGUGGUUUUGUGGACUUGGGGCGACAUUACUUUGACACAAUGAGUUCUACUUUUGGGAUUUCUCCUGAUGUUGAACAUUAUGCAUGCAUGGUUGAUCUUUUAGGUCGUGGGGGAUUCUUAGGAGAAGCAAUGGCCCUGAUACAAAAGAUGCCCAUUAAACCGGAUGUUGUGGUUUGGGGUGCUUUGCUUGGUGCUUGUAGAACCUAUGGGAAUCUCGAGAUUGGUAAGCAAAUCAUGAAGCAGUUGUUGGAAUUGGGACGACAUGAUUCUGGGCUUUAUGUCCUUCUCUCAAACAUGUAUUCAGAAUCUCAAAGAUGGGAUGACAUGAACAAGAUCAGGAAAAUAAUGGAUGAAAGUGGGAUAAAAAAGUGUAGGGCAAUUAGCUUCAUUGAAAUCGAUGGCUCUUGCCAUCAAUUUAUGGUGGAUGACAAAAGUCAUGGAGCUUCAACCAGUAUAUCCUCCUUGCUGGAUCAAUUAAUGGACCAUCUAAAGUUUAUUGAAUAUCCAUGUAAACCUUCGGAUGCAGAGGAAAUAUACUACUCUGCAUAUGUGCGUGCAUCAAGCCUUCAACAUUCAUUUGCUGAUCUUGGCAAAGAUUCACGAUUGCUUGUGGAGGAACCUUCCCUAAUGAAAAUCCUCGUGCCCAAUAAUAGAGUUCAUAAUCUUGCAGUAUGUGGAUGUAUCUUGGCUAAAUAA
This is a messenger RNA of Gastrolobium bilobum, 2148 nucleotides long. RefSeq names its product pentatricopeptide repeat-containing protein At2g22410, mitochondrial-like. The coding region runs from base 1 to 2148 and encodes 715 amino acids. The transcript has 2 exons. Gene Ontology annotation, biological process: RNA modification. Gene Ontology annotation, molecular function: protein binding; RNA binding. The record is from RefSeq and is a predicted model, not a curated record. NCBI's taxonomy places the organism in Eukaryota, Viridiplantae, Streptophyta, Magnoliopsida, Fabales, Fabaceae.